GAGGGCGCCGACGCUGCGGCGAGCCGCUCAGUCGGCUCCGGGACUCGGAGGGCGUCGCAGCCGGGGCCGGCCCUCCGGGCUCGUGACAGGAGCGGGCUGCGCCCAGACCCCCUCGGGGGGAGCCCCGGCGGAGCGGCCGGUCCCCUAGGGAACGGGCCUCUCCCAACGGGCCUCCGUUUCCAGGGCUCCCCUCCCGGCUGCUGAGCGGGGCUUGUCCCCCAGAUCGAAGCGCCUGCCCCGCAGGCGGAGGGCUCCCCUCCGCUCCCGUCGCGCCGCCGGCAUGAAUUACCUGCGCAGACGCCUUUCCGACAGCAACUUCAUGGCCAACCUGCCCAAUGGCUACAUGACGGACCUGCAGCGGCCGCAGCCGCAGCCGCCGCCGCCGCCGCCGCCGCCGUCGGUUCCGUCCCCGGCCGCUGGGGGGCCCCCUGGAGCCGGCGGCUCGGGGGGCGGCUCGGGGGGCUCCUCGGGAAGCCUGUCCCCCGCCGAGCGCCCCCUGCCGGCCGCGGCGGCGGCCCCGAGCCCCGGGGGCGGCGGCGGCGGCGGCGGCGGCGGCGCCGGCGGCUUCUUCUCGUCCCUGUCCAACGCGGUGAAGCAGACCACCGCCGCCGCCGCCGCCACGUUCAGUGAGCAGGUGGGGGGCGUGGCGGGGGGCUCCGGAGCCUCCGGCCGCGGGAAGACCCUCCUCGUCAUCGACGAGCCCCACACCGACUGGGUCAAGUAUUUCAAGGGCAAGAAGAUCCAUGGGGAGAUUGACAUCAAGGUGGAGCAGGCGGAGUUCUCUGACCUGAACCUGGUAGCCCACGCCAACGGCAGCUUCUCAGUGGACAUGGAAGUGCUGCGCAACGGGGUCAAGGUGGUGAGGUCCCUGAAGCCAGACUUCGUGCUGAUCCGCCAGCACGCCUUCAGCAUGGCCCGCAACGGUGACUUCCGCAGCCUGGUCAUCGGGCUCCAGUACGCAGGGGUCCCCAGCGUCAACUCCUUGCACUCCGUCUACAACUUCUGCGACAAGCCCUGGGUGUUUGCCCAGAUGGUGAGGCUGCACAAGAAGCUGGGCUCAGAAGAGUUUCCUCUCAUUGACCAGACGUACUAUCCUAACCACAAGGAGAUGCUGACCUCUGCCAGGUAUCCUGUUGUAGUGAAGAUGGGCCAUGCCCACUCAGGCAUGGGCAAGGUGAAGGUAGAGAACCAGUACGACUUCCAGGACAUCGCGAGCGUGGUGGCUUUGACUAAAACCUACGCUACGGCCGAGCCCUUUAUCGACGCCAAGUAUGACGUGCGGGUGCAGAAGAUAGGACACAACUACAAGGCCUACAUGAGAACCUCAGUGUCUGGGAACUGGAAAACCAACACAGGCUCAGCCAUGCUGGAGCAGAUCGCCAUGUCCGACAGGUACAAGCUGUGGGUGGACACCUGCUCGGAAAUCUUUGGGGGCCUGGACAUCUGUGCCGUGGAAGCUCUGCAUGGCAAGGACGGGCGUGACCACAUCAUCGAGGUAGUGGGCUCUUCUAUGCCACUUAUUGGGGACCACCAGGAUGAGGACAAGCAACUUAUCGUGGAGCUCGUGGUCAACAAGAUGGGAAUAGCCCUGCCUCGCCCCUCGGUGCCCUCCCCCGGCCGGGGGUCUCACUCUCAGGCUCCGUCCCCAGGGACCCAGUCAAUGGCCCGGCAGAGUUCCACCCACCAGCCAGGGCCGCCUGCCCAACAGCGCCCACCCCCGCAGGGGGGACCGCAGCAGCCCGGGCCAGGCUCCCAGCGCCACGGGCCCCCUUCCCAGCAGCGCCCCCCGCCUCAGGGGCAGCAGCUCCCGGGCCUGAGCCCUCAGGCCGGAGGGCCCCCGCAGCCCCGCCUGCCCAGCCCCACCAACCCGCAGGCCUCCGGCCCACCUCGCCAGCCGGGGGCAUCCCCGCAACAGCCACGCCAGCCGGGCCCGGGGGUAGGCCCGCCACCCCGCCAGCCGGGCGCCUCGCCGGGCUCUCCGGUCCCGCAGCGACAGGGGAGCCAGUCACCCCAGCAGCAGAGGCAAGGUGGAGGAGGCCCCCCGGCCCAGAGACAACCCGGCGGGGCGCCUCAGCCCCAGAAGACGGGGGCCCCGGGGCCCCAGCAGCGACCACCUCCCGGGGCUGCCCCCCAACAGCGCCAAGGGCCGCCGCAGAAGCCGCCCGGCCCCUCAGGCCCGACCCGCCAGGCCAGCCAGGCCGGGCCUUCUCCAGGCCUAGGCCCCACGCGCCAGGCCAGCCAGGCGGGCCCUCAGCAACGCCCGAUGCCACCCACCACGCAACAGCCACGGCCCAGCACCCAGGGCCAGGGGCCGGGCGGCCCUGGGGUCCCCGCCAGCCGCCCCCCCAGCCAGGGGAAGCCUCAGCCUGCUCAGAAGCCCAGCCAGGACCUGCCACCGGCCCCGCAUCCACAGCUCAACAAAUCCCAGUCUCUGACCAAUACCUUCAACCUUCCAGACACGGCCCCACCCCGGCCCAGCCUUAGCCAGGAUGAGGUGAAGGCGGAGACCAUCCGCAGCCUGAGGAAAUCCUUCGCCAGCCUCUUCUCCGACUGAUGCCCUGGGACCCCAGGGACCUCCCAGAGUCCCCCAUUCUUUCACCCCGGCCCCGGGCUCUGCCCCUGCAGAGUUUCUCCCUCUCCAACCUCCCCGGGCGUCCUGAGCCCCCCAUCACCCCAUGGAGCUGUCCCUCUCCCCAAGGCCCCCUCACUCUGGCCCCAGGUCUCCACGGCACCUCCACAGUUUUCCCUUCUCGGUCUUAUUCCCUCCAGACCUCCUCACCACCUCUCUCCACCCAGUAGGGCUCCUCCACCCAUUCCCCACCAGGCCUGUAUUUCCCCCUUACUGUGUGACUGACUUCGGCCCCAUCUCUCUCUCUCCCCCUCCUUUCCUCUCUCCUAGGAAACCGAACCAGAGACUUGUGUGUCUUUAAAUAUGCAAAUCAGUAUCACUGAGCACUACCCAGAGUCCUUUGCACACGGAGUGGGCACUGCCCCAUUGCCCACUUCCCUCCAACGCUAGGGCAGCACCAGAAUGUGGGCAGGCCAGGGCUGGAGGUGAGGUCGAGGCCAGCUAAGUGGGAGGGGCCCAUCCAGGGCCCCCUCCGCCCCUCCUUCAGCCCUGCCCCAACCCCUUUCCCUCCCCGGCCCCCCAUGUGUGUCGUGCCGUCUGUGUGCCGUGUGCCAGGCAUGUUGCGUGUCGUCCCCCUGUGCCGCCGCUUGGCGUGUGUUGGAGUUUCUCGUGACGCCGUGAUGCGCGCAGUGAGCUGUUGUGGCCCUCCCCGCCCCCACCGUCCCAGGGCGCCCCGUGUCUCUGGCCCGUUCCCCAUCUCCCAGGCCCGGCCCCACCCCGGGUCCUGCCGCGCACCCCUCCUUUACUGUUGCUCUCGACAGAGAAGAGACAAGACUUGUGAUUAAAGGGAGAGCUGGA
Molecule: messenger RNA, 3427 nt
Organism: Tachyglossus aculeatus (Australian echidna)
Lineage: Eukaryota; Metazoa; Chordata; Mammalia; Monotremata; Tachyglossidae
Gene: SYN1
Product: synapsin I
Exons: 13
Coding region: 281-2554 (757 amino acids)
Biological process (GO): neurotransmitter secretion
Cellular component (GO): synaptic vesicle membrane; synaptic vesicle
Molecular function (GO): ATP binding
Source: RefSeq, a predicted model, not a curated record